This is a messenger RNA of Dibothriocephalus latus, 756 nucleotides long. Lineage: Eukaryota; Metazoa; Platyhelminthes; Cestoda; Diphyllobothriidea; Diphyllobothriidae. The record is from the annotation of a GenBank genome assembly.
AUGCACCUGAACGUGAUCUUCCCACCAAAGCAGACAGAUCCGCUGCGUCUGCCGAACUGCGUGUCUCUGGGUCAGGGAGUUACCGAGGCUCUAAACCAAGCCGGCCCGCUACCGCGUCUCUACGAGCCGAGUAAAGAGGCAUUGGAGAACAACUUUGACAGCCUGCCACUCGGCGGCUGCAUUGAGGACAGUACGAUGGCUUCACAGACCACGCGUUUCUCUCUUAUCGGUCAUCGAGUGGUAGAACCUGCGCGCAAAUCUAUAGGCUGUGGACAGUCGCCAGACAGCUCCCAGUCUCCUAUUAACCUUAGCUGUAGAAACGAGCCUACUCCGAGUUCUUCCUCGUCCAAUCGGAAUGCAGACAGCUUUGAGGGCUGGUUCCCUGACCCAUCCGAGUUGAUGAGUUCGUUCGAUGCAACGAAUCAGCGGUCACCGCUGUCUUACAUGACAGUUGAGUGUCCUUCGUCUCCCUCUGGUGGACUUAGUGCAUUGAAGCCCGCUCCUCCCUGUCCGCUUGUGAACAGGCCGGUAUCCUGUUACAACCCCCUGCGUUCCCACGACAGCCCCGUUACCCUGCCACCAAAUCCAGGCGAAAUAGCGGAUUCCAACUACGGCCAACAGAGUUAUCUUCCGCCCUCGGUGCGUCAGCCCGCUAUCAGUCCCGAGCGCAAGAUCUCGCAGGACGGCAACUACCGGUUUGAUUGGCCAUAUCCGUCUCAACCACUCUAUCAUCGCGCUUUCCCUCCUUCUGGCGUC